Molecule: messenger RNA, 924 nt
Organism: Trypanosoma conorhini
Lineage: Eukaryota; Euglenozoa; Kinetoplastea; Trypanosomatida; Trypanosomatidae
Exons: 1
Coding region: 1-924 (307 amino acids)
Source: RefSeq, a predicted model, not a curated record
AUGUCUUGCCGCGACGCCUCCAUCGAGGAGGCCGACGCCGAGGUGCUUCGGCUGAUAAGCGCCAAGGUAGAUUCGCUGUUGAUGUUGUCUGAGACGGACGCCGAGCUGCGCAAUUACGCCCUGAAGUUUAAGCUGGAGCAGGCUGUCGACCAAACGGCGUUUCAAGCCAAGCGCGAGGAGGGGGAGGAGAUGCUGCACCUACAGCGCGUGCUGCGGCGGAUGGCUGACCUUGCGCUGCACGUUGCGCCGCACAUAUUGCGCCGGACACGGAGGCAUCGUUCGUCCAGGUGCCCCGUCGGGAAUGACGAUGCCGCCGCCGCCGCGGCGGGUAGCACCCCCGCAGAGGGUACGGCCUCUGACAGUAUUCCACGCAACAGCAGCGUGGAGGACGUGUGCGACGGGUCGGAGGCGUGGUUGGAGACGGGGGCCCACUUGUCCCACUCCUCCGUGGAGCUGCUCUGCCUCAUUUUGGUCUGCCACCCCCGGCUGGUCAAGGCCCUGCAAAUGUAUUUGUUGGAGUGUGACGUCCUGGCCUACGUGGCGGACGCCCUGAGUAUUCCGUGCGAGCACGAAAUUGCCUUCUUCCAGGAGGGCUACCGAACCGAACACGUCCGCUUGAUGGCGAACCUCACCCUCGAUAACCGCGAGGCGUGCUCCGCCAUCGUGGGCACCCCCGCGCUCCUCUCGGCCAUUCUCACCAGCACCCGCGUCGAUGAGGAGAACCCUGGCAUGGUGGAGUGGGCCGAGUUCUGCAUCCGCAACCUCUGCUGCUGCACAAGCGAGGCGCGUGAAAAGAUACGUAGGAUGCUGCCAGUGAGUAUAUCUGGCGAAAGCAGGGAGUUGCUUGCGGGCAGGGCGGACUGCCAGCUAACUCAGGAAGGAAAACUUGUUCUCACGCAGCCCUGCACAACAAAAACGAAGUAG